This is a messenger RNA of Heteronotia binoei (common prickly gecko), 8673 nucleotides long. RefSeq names its product SMG5 nonsense mediated mRNA decay factor (gene SMG5). Gene Ontology annotation, cellular component: telomerase holoenzyme complex. Gene Ontology annotation, biological process: nuclear-transcribed mRNA catabolic process, nonsense-mediated decay. The record is from RefSeq and is a predicted model, not a curated record. The transcript has 22 exons. The coding region runs from base 649 to 3801 and encodes 1050 amino acids. NCBI's taxonomy places the organism in Eukaryota, Metazoa, Chordata, Lepidosauria, Squamata, Gekkonidae. Gene Ontology annotation, molecular function: telomerase RNA binding; telomeric repeat DNA binding; protein binding.
UCGCUCUAUUACAUAUUAUGUUUUAAAUAAAUGCUAGAUAGGUAAAAUCAUGGAAAUAAAAUUGCCUUUCUCUCCUUCCCAAAACCUGACCAACUUGUCCGGUACUACAAUUAUCAAUAAAGUUUAUUUGAAUGCUCUUUGAAGCCGAAAAAGCAGCCAUGUUGCCCUCACUCUAGUCCUGGAACAUCUUGCGCGCCAAACGACCUUCGCCCAUUCUUUGUGUCACACUCUCGCGACUAUCCCAGACGAUCUCGCGAACUGAAGCCUUUCCCUUGCCAGCAGACGGCGUUUGACGUCACAACGUUCGCUCGGACGACCCGGAGUUGGCUGCGGGAGUGGGGAAUAGCGCGUGCAGCAGCCCAGGCGGGCGGGCCGGUUCUCGCGAGAGUUUGAGGCAAGGCAUCGCGAGAGUUGGCUGAGGUGGGCAGCAGCCGCAGCCGCCAGAGGAGCCAAAGAGGGAGGGGAGAGAGGCAGGGCGUGAUGGCGGCCAAGCGGGGCCGGUGGCGGCCGGGACUGAAGAGGGGGCGGCGAGAGAUGCGGCAGCAGCAGCCGGGGGUGGAGCGGCGCUGCAGGGCGGGCCGGGCUUGGAGCGGCAGGUGGUGCUGCUGAGAGAGCCUCGGAGGCAGCCAGAGGGCCAGGCCGGGCGCCAUGAGCCAGGGCAGCGGAAGCGGCGGCGGGGAGCCUGAGGCCAAGGCCCUCCACACCAAGCGACUCUACCGAGCGGUGGUAGAAGCAGUGCAUAGAUUGGAUCUCAUUCUUGGAAACAAGGCAGCUUAUCAAGAAGUAUUUAAACCAGAGAAUAUCAGCCUGCGAAACAAGUUACGUGAAUUAUGUGUGAAGCUGAUGUUCUUGCACCCGGUGGAUUAUGGGAGGAAAGCGGAGGAAUUGCUCUGGAGGAAAGUUUACUACGAAGUCAUCCAGCUCAUUAAAACAAAUAAGAAGCACAUUCAUAGUCGCAGUACCCUGGAGUGUGCCUACCGUACUCACCUUAUUGCUGGCAUUGGAUUUUACCAGCACCUUCUCCUCUACAUUCAGUCUCACUAUCAGCUCGAACUCCAGUGCUGUAUUGACUGGACACAUGUAACAGAUCCCCUGAUAGGCUGCAAGAAACCUGUGUCUGCAUCGGAGAAGGAGAUGGAGUGGGCUCAGAUGGCCUGCCACCGGUGUCUGGUUUAUCUUGGAGAUUUAGCUCGGUAUCAGAAUGAAUUGGCGGGUGUGGACACAGAGUUGCUGGCUGAGAGGUUUUACUAUCAGGCCCUUUCUGUUGCACCGCAGAUUGGUAUGCCCUUUAAUCAGCUGGGGACACUGGCUGGGAGUAAAUACUACAACGUGGAAGCCACUUACUGCUACCUGCGCUGUAUCCAGUCUGAAGUGUCCUUCGAAGGUGCUUAUGGGAACCUCAAACGUCUUUAUGACAAGGCUGCCAAAAUGUAUCACCAGCUGAAGAAAUGUGAAACCAGGAAACUGUCACCAAGUAAAAAGAGGUGCAAAGACAUAAAAAGGUUACUGGUGAGCUUCAUGUACCUGCAUAGCCUCCUGCAGCCAAAGAGCAGUUCUGUGGACUCUGAACUUACGUCUCUCUGCCAGUCAGUCCUGGAGGAUUUCAACCUCUGUCUGUUCUACUUGCCCUCUUCACCCAACCUGAGCUCUGUCAACGAUGACGAAGAGGAAUGUGAGAAUGGCUACUCCUUCCUGCCAGACCUCCUUAUCUUCCGUAUGGUCAUUGUCUGCCUGAUGAGCGUUCACAGCCUCAAGAGGGCAGGCUCCAAGCAGUAUAGCGCAGCUAUCGCUUUCACGCUGGCUCUCUUCUCACACCUCAUCAACCACGUCAACAUUCGCUUGCAGGCAGAGCUGGAAGAAGGUGAGAACCCAGUUCCAGCCUUCCAGAACGAUGGUGCAGAGGAGCCAGAGACCAGAGAGUCAUGCAACUCCGUCGAGAGGGAAGCUGAGGCAGACCUGGCCAACCACCAACCCAGCGAGGAGCAGAGGAAGAGUGAGAGCAAAAGGGGCAAGAAGUACUCUCGCCUCUCUUGCCUUCGCCGCCGCCGGCAUGCCCAGAAGGUGGACGAGAGUGACCUGAGCGAGGGCUUUGACUCCGAUUCCAGCCCCGAUUCCACCAAGGGCAGCGAUGGCUCUGAGACAGGCUCCGAGAAGAGCGACGAGGAAGCCGAGGCAGCUUUCGAUAUGGAGACUGACUCUGACAUGAACAGCCAGGAGUCCCGCUCGGACUUGGAGGAUAUAGAGGACGAGCCGGAUGCAGAAGGGGGAAGCCAAGCAAGGAGCAUGAGGAACGGAGACCGGGAGACCUUAGGCUCUGUGGAAAGUGAAGGGAGGCUGGUGGACUCCAAAAGCCCUGGCAUCACCAAGACUGAGCCCUCGGAGCCGGUGGCCAAUGGGCCAGGCUCUCUGGGCACCAGUGAAGCCAGCAUAGCCAGCAACCUCCAAGCCAUGUCCACGCAGCUCUUCCAGACCAAGCGUUGCUUCCGACUGGCCCCCACAUUCAGCAACGUCCUCCUCAAGCCCAACUGUGAACCACCCGCACAGAAGGAAGCAGCGGACAGCAGGCCUUGUGUCAACGGGGACAUGGAGAAGCCUGGCAUGGCGGAGCAAGAUGAUGCUUCAGAGUCCGAAGAAAGUGUUGCAAGUAACAAAUCGUGCAGGAACGAGCGUUCUCUCCAGGAGAAGCUGGAGAUCAUAACCAAGGAGGGGCUGCUGCCGACUGUCAAGGUCUUCCUGGACUGGCUGAGAACAAACACGGAUCUUAUCAUUAUGUGUGCACAGAGCUCUCAGAGUCUGUGGAACAGACUGUCUGUCCUUCUGAACCUACUUCCUUCUGCUAGAGACUUGCAAGACUCAGGGCUGGUCUUCUGCAAUGAGGUGAAGAACAUGUUGCCAGGGUGUGAGCUUCCAGACCUGAGCUCCUGCUUGCUCCUUCCGGAAGACGUGGCCCUCCGUAACCUUCCCGCACUGAAGAACGCGCACAAGAGGUUUAAUUUUGAGCAGGACAGACCUGUGCUUUCAGAAGUGGAGGAGUCAGUGGUUCGCAUCUGCUGCAUCCGGAGCUUUGGCCACUUCAUCACCCACUUGCAAGGCAGCAUCCUGCAGUUCAACUCUGAAGUCGGGAUCUUCAUCAGUAUCGCUCAGUCCGAGCAGGACAAUUUGCUGCAGCAGGCCCAGGCCCAGUUCCGCAUGGCUGCUGAGGAGGCACGGCGGAACAGGCUCAUGAGAGACAUGGCUCAGCUUCGGCUGCAGCUGGAGGUGUCGCAGUUAGAAGGGAGUCUCCAGCAGCCCAAAGCGCAGUGUGUCAUGUCCCCCUACCUAGUCCCCGACACCCAAGCGCUCUGCCAGCACCUCAGCACCAUCAGGCAACUGGCCACCAGUGGAAGGUUUAUCGUCAUCAUCCCACGGACAGUAAUUGAUGGCUUGGACUUCCUGAAGAAAGAGAAUGCAGGAGCUCGCGACAGUAUCCGAUACCUGGAGGCAGAAUUCAAAAAGGGAAACAGGUACAUUCGCUGCCAGAAAGAAGUGGGGAGGAGCUUCGAGAGACAUAAGCUGAAGAGGCAGGAUUUGGAUGCCUGGAACCUCUAUAAAAUACUGGACAGCUGCAAACAGCUGACAGCGUCACAAGGGGGCAGUGAAGAUGACACCACUGGGAUGGUGACCAUUAUCACAGGCUUGCAGGUGGACGACGCAGGCAAACUUUCAGCACCCAUGCAGUCUGCGAUCCAGGCAGCAGCCAAUGCCAGCGUCGAGGUGAAAAAUGUUCUGGAGUUCUUCAAGCAGUGGAAGGAAAUGGGUUGAGGAACACAGGAGCCGCUGGGUUGGUUGAAGCUUUGUCUCCUCGUCUCGGGACGCGCAGCGUUGGAACGCAAGAAGUCAAAACAACAGGCGCUCUUUGGACACGAAGCCGCAGCAGCAGCAACAACCCAUGAAAACGAGCAAGUCGGGCGUGCACACGGAACCCACAGGCGCACGUGCGCACCCCGCCAUCACCUCCCCCUCUCACAGAACAGGUGGCAUUCGUGACGAACAGUGCAGCCGCUCUGAGAAGAGAGACGUAUCUCGGCCGGAUGGAGGAGAGAUGGUCUCCUUUCUCCCAGCUGAUGGAGACAGGCGAGGUUGGCGAGUGGGAGGGGAUCCGUUCAUCUCCACUAAGCCUGCUCGAUUUCUCAUCUUUGGAAAUCCGCAGGCCGCUUUUUUGGUUUUUUUUGUUUUGCCUGCGCUUAAACAAGAAAGAAAGAGAAUUUCAUGAUACUUGAUGUCGCAUCCAUGCUGUGGAAACAGGAGGCUGAAAGAGCCAGUGAUCCUGAGACAGGGGACCAGGAUUUGCAAAUGGCUUGGGGGGGAGGGGACUGGUGAUGGGGGAAGUGGACACAUUAUCGUUUUUCCCAUCCUCCCUGCUUUUAAAAAAAGAAAUGCCUGCUGCCUUGGUUUUUCUUCCCCCUUUAGAAAGGGUUCUGGACUUUCAAAUGUUUGAAAGAUUUAAAAGCAACAAGGAAACCAUGAUAAGCAAAAACAACGAUAAAAGGCUCUUUAUAUGGGGAGUUUUAGGAAGAAAACUUAUUUAUUUCCUUUUUCCUUACUGGGGCUGAGAGAGGGAGAAGAGUUUGGUGUAAAAAGAAAAAAGUGACUUCUCUGUUUGCCUCCUUUUUCCGCGCCUUGCCUCUCUGUCCAAAAUCUUGUGGGUUUUUUUUUCUUUUCCCCCCUUUUUGCUUUUAUUGUAAAUUGUUGACAUGUUUUUGUGAGUGGUGACGUAGAUCCGGCUUGGGCUGCUUGGACAGGGAGUGCAGACAUCUCCUUUUUACCCCUCUCCUAAACCUGGGGUUAAAUGAAAAUGUAAGCAUGGUGCUAACCCACCACCACCCUUCUAUUCCCCUUUUGGCUGGGAGCAGUGACUAGAAAAGUGGCUGGAUUUGGUUUCAGGUUUUUUGGAAAUACACAGAGGCAGAUUUGACCCCCAAGAAACCUCUCUCAGGUGGCUUCCUGUGAAAGACACGAGUGAUGCUAAGCCACUUGGGGAGGAAAGAAGGUAAUCUGUCAAAUAAGGUUGGUCGGGAGAAACCCUGAUCAGGCGGAACUCUUGCUGCCUGAGAGCCUCUUGGGUCUUCCCACCUGUGCCUGUCUCCUGAAGGGAGAGAAGGAUCCCAACAGGAUGAGCAUUGCCCUGCAGUCAGGGCUCCAGAGUGGGAUUCUCCACGUUCAUUGGUCUGCAGAGGAAAUAAAAGUGUCUCCAAGUAUCCUUCCUCUCACAGUACAGACUUUUUGCUAGUGUCAGUAUUUCCGGGGAAGCUUGCCUCAGAAAGGGGUGAUACUGCAACGGCAAAGCAUCCCUUAAGGAAGCCAAGUUCUCAGGCAUCUGGGGGCCAGGUAUCACUUGUCCUACCCAUUAAGCGAAGUUCCUUGUGCCCUUUGCCCCUCCAGCUUUUCUACAAUAGGAAGAAGAUGCUAAGAGAACAGUGAUGACCCCAGUUUCCAUCCAUUCCAAUUCCCUUUCCAAGCCGGUUAAAGAAGGCCAAAUUGCCUAGUGCAAACCCAGGUGUACUACUUGCCUGUUUUUUUUUAAAAUGCAUUUUCUCUCCGCUUCCACUUGCCCCACUUUCAUUCAUUCUGGGGAGAGAACCAGGUAGAUCCUGGGCCUUUGUUGGCACCAUGUGCCAUCCAGUGGCACCGUCUUGGACAACAGCAAAGCUUUUUCAUAGUUCAUAUGGCCUUUGGCCUUCUGUUUCUGCUGCUCUUCCUAAUAGGCUUGUUUCCCUGUGCUUUUGCCGACAAGUAGGCAUUAAAUCCUCUGUCUCCCUGUGCGGUGUUGAACCCUCUGUCCACAUCUGACAAAGAGACAUGGAGAGCAGAAACUCCGCUGCUUCUGUUCUCUUGGCAAGACUUUGCUGAAAGCACAAAGAGUUGGGCCCUGUGGAAUCCGGUCAGUGCGCCUUUCCCCUGACGUAGGCAGGGAAGUAUCCUGGUGCCCAGGGGAAGGUGCUACAGAUAGCAAGGCGAAUCUGUAGGCUCCAACCUGGGAUUUUCACAGCUGUGUCACUAGUCCUCUUUCCACAUUGAAAGUAUUUAUUCCUGGCUUGGCUUAAGGGGGUGGGAGGGGAGAAGCCGACUGAGGUGAGGGUAGGAGUAUGUGUCCUCCACAUAGCAAGAGAAGGAGAAAUGCCCAUCAGCAUAUCUAGAGAGCACAGGCUACAGAAGCCCGAACUCAUCAAAAGAGACUUCUUGAAAACUGAGUUCAGCUGAAGACAGGGGAAAUGUGUGUGUAUGUGCGUGUGCAUGAGGUAACAGAGAAAGGGAAUUUUUUUUUUAAAAAAAAGGCUUGCACAGCUUGUGUACUAGCAAGCCAUGUGUAGCCCUCUAGCCAUGAGGAACAGGGUAAGGCUCUUCUGUUUGACUGCCAGCUUUGGGUCGGCAAAAACACCCCGGAGGCCCCAGUUUGUUGCCGGCUGGCUUGGUAGGUCAGGUCUGGUGCAUAUAUUUGCAGAGUUUACUGAUUUUUUUUCUUUUUUUUUUAAAUUAAAAAUAUUGCCAUAAUAAACAUACUUUUAAGAAGAAGUGAAUGUGCGAAGUGGGUUCUAUGAAGGCUUUGUCUGCAGUGAGCUGCCUUGAGGUGAAUUCCUAACAAUCUAAAGCCAUGAUUCUCUUAAAGUGACGGUAGGCAAAAAGGCCUUCAUUGACAGUUGGGCAGAGCCCCUGGUAUGCGCAUUCCAGGAGGGCCUGAGCUGGUCCUGGCUUAAUUGGGAGUGGGUGGGGCUUUCUAGAAAUACAGACUUGGCAAGAGCUUGCUCAUUAAGCAUGUGAGUUUGUGAGGAGGCUCUUUAACUGCUGCUCUUCACCGUUCUGAUCGGAAAGUCUUCCCAAGGGUGUGGUGGGGGGCAGCCCACGUGUCUCCUCGAGAGGGGGUUGUUGGGCCAUACACUUAAAAAAAAAAUCACAGCCCUUGCAGGUUGUUUCAGAUGUAUGCUCCUUAAUUACUUUGAAACUUGUCUCCAUUUUUUAAACAAUUCAAGUUUACCCAGAGCAUAACUCUGUCAGGUUGAUGAUCCUAAAGCAGCAUUUUGAAUUCUAAAGGCUUGCUGGGGAGCACUUACGGCUGCUGAGUGACAGGUUUAGGAGUCAUGCGAUGUCUGACCUCUGCUACCGUUCUGCCAAAUUCUCAACUGGCGGGAGCUUCUCCAGCACCAUCAGUGCCGCAUCUGAACCGAGACCAGUUUCCACCAGCAAGUAAUUUUGGCCUUCAGAUUUCAGAAACCCAGCUCAGGUCUAUCUCAAAAAGUUCAGCAACAGAUGCUGGCAGGGGAGCAGUCUUUUUUUCCUAGAACUAGGAAGGGAAGUAGGUUAUAAGUAAGGGAAUUGCCAUCUCUGCUGUUAUUCCCUUAGACUGCUGUACAAUGGAGCCAGGAAGCAAACAGCCUUUUUGGUUUCAGCUGAAAAGUCCUUUCUGGGUACCCUGCUGUUGUCUUUUUUUUAGCAGCCCCCCCCCCAAAAAAAAAAAAUCAGUAGGGAUUUGUUCAGCAGGUUUUAAUGCUGACCGAAGUCCACAGUUGAUGCUUGUCUGACAAAUGAUUAACAUCUAAUUUAUCCCAAGAAGCAUUAGCUAUGGAAGCCAUAAAGUAUGUGAGAAGCCCCUUUUAGACAGGCUGGCUCCCCUUGAUGUCAGCACUUGGCAAGCACCAGGUUCUGAAAAGCACACUGAAGGAAAACAUCUGGAUCUACCCUUUUGGAAAACAUCUCUGUAACCAGCCACUUCCUAUAGGGCUACCAAGCUCUUCCUAUUGAGAGUUAGAUAACUCCAGCUAACUAAGCAGGAAGAGAAGAAACCAAUGUUUAAAAAAGAAAAAGGGGUUUGAAUUGUCCACCUUCAAUGCUUUGGGGUAGUGGGCUUUUGGUUGUUGCGGGGUGGUGGUGGUGGUGGUGGUGUGCUGCCUGCCAGGUCAUUUGUCUUCAUUUUGAGAUUAUUAAAUUUACCCAGACCUUAACCCUUGUCACAUUGGUGAUUUGUUGCCAUGGUGUUGUUUGGAAGUCUUAAGAUCUAAAUCUAGUGCCUGGGAGGCAGGAUGAGUGUUGUGUGCUUUUGCAUGAAAAAGACUGGCUAUCUGUGAAAACAGUGGGUGGGAUCGCCUGGCUCUGUUCCACUACCUGAUGCUUUUCCCUGGUGCAAGGACCUUUCCCUUAACAAGAAAGCCUCUCGAGUCAGAGGACAGCUCCUUGCCACUGGGGAGAAGACUACCAUUAGCCAAACAGGACUCUGGGAUCCAUCCCACUGUUGGAAACAUGAGGUGCUGAUGUGUUCAUUGUUAGCAUGUGAGAGGGAAGUCCAGGUUUCCCCACAGGAAAGGGAACUGGCUGCCAGUCACAACUCUGCUUCCAAAUACUUGGUCUUCACAGUAAAUGAUGAACACGGAGGGGAUUUCAAAAGGGCAACAUGCUCUGUGGGAGGUGCGCGCGCGCAUGUGCUUACAAGCAGCCACUUGAUGCGCAAUGAGUUCAUGGCCCCAGGCACCGUUGCUAAACUAACUGCCGUACAUGAACGUACGUGAAGCUCUUUCAUGAGUGGGGGUGGCAGGAGGAGGAAGCAAUGUACUCUGGCCCCUGAUUUCAUAACACACCUUGACUGUGAUUGGUUGGAAUGCAUCAACUGGCUUAAUAAAAACGCAAGAUGUUUGUAAAUCUUUA